UAUAAGAAAGAGCUCUGACCUCACUAAAGCCCAGUCCACAGUGUCUCCUGUUCCUUCCUGAUAACUUCCCAUCCAGACCCUGCUGAUACUGGUGCUCGAGCUCUGUGUUAAUCUUCCGAUCCUCUGCCCCUACAGACACACAAUAUACCCUCUUCAUUACAGACAGUUAAAGGCCAUCAGCAUUUUCCCAUAUUCCCAACGAUGUUGAUAUAAUAUUAAUAGACAUUCAAAUUAUCCCACAACAAUAAAAUGUCUCCCUGAUGGUUGUAUAUCAGUAUCAAACUAGAUUACGGUAGUUGUUUUAUAUUUUAUAAGUGUAGAAUGCAUUGUAACCUGGUCCUAUGUGCACAAUAAACGCCAGGACAUUACCAGUGGUUGCUUUAAAGGUCAGAGCAUGUACUCUUUGACCAGUGAUCGCUGAAGGGAAAAGGAUAUGUUGCGUACAGGAUGUCAUCUGAUGGUCGAAGUCUCCACACAACCGGGAGUUUGGAAGUGUCUCAUCCAACACAAUAGGAGGUUGCAAUCACUUUUUAAACUGUCAAGCAUUCAAAUCCACCAACCCUUCACUUCCGCCCUAGAGACUCACCGCUGCGGAAAUGGGAAGUUGACUUGUGAUCCCCAAUAACAAGGCGUCCAGUGUGCUCCUUCUGCCAGUUCAAGAAAACAAUUGAAGCAAGAAUGGGCGAUAGUGGUGCGUUUAUAUAAACACAUGAGGUCUUGGGUUGUCUCUCAGAGUGAGUUCCGGACUGCAGAUCGACUCAUAUCCAUCUGUGAAACUGAGACCAGCAUCGUUUCAGCACCUUCGACGACAUCAAGCCAUGGCUGUCACCGGCUGCUCUCAGUGCAUCAAAUAUAUGCUCUUCUUCUUAAAUUUCAUUUUCUGGCUGGCUGGUGGUGUGAUUUUGGCUGUAGGUUUAUGGCUUCGCCAUGACAGUCAAACCAGCAACCUCCUAAUGCUGCAGUUUGAAGGGAAUCAAGCACCAGGAACUUUUCAUAUCAGUGUGUAUGUUCUCAUAGCGAUUGGGGCUGUAAUGAUGUUUGUGGGGUUCCUUGGUUGUUACGGAGCUAUUCAAGAAUCUCAGUGUCUCUUAGGAACGUUCUUCACAUGUUUAGUGAUCCUCUUCGCCUGUGAGGUGGCAGCAGGACUAUGGGGCUUUAUUAACAGGGACACGAUCUCCACGGAGCUCAUUAACUUCUAUGAUGCGGCAUACAUUAAAGCUGUGGAUCCUGUGGACACAUCAUCCAGACCAGCAGCUUCCAAAGUUUUGGAGGUCUUUCAUAACUCACUGAAUUGCUGUGGUAAAGGGGAUGAAAAUCCACUUUUCAAAACUGUCCAGACCUCUCUGUGUACCGAAAAGACACUCCAGCUUGACCCGGUCAUCUCCCAGAGUUGCCACACAAAGAUAAGGGAACUGUUCACUGAGAAACUCCACAUCAUUGGAUUGGCCGCCCUAGUGAUUGCUGUCAUUAUGGUUUUUGAGAUGAUCUUCACCAUGGUCCUCUGCUGUGCAAUCCGCAAUGCUCCUGCAUAUUGAGUUGCUGGAUGAUGACCAGCCUGAUCAACAAUGUUUGAUUUUGGUAGUGAUGGGCAGGAGGCCAUUUCACCUCUGCCUUUCCUCUCUUUUCAAGUUCAAGUGUCCACACACUGAACAUUGAUCCCUGUGUUUGUAGAGAGGACUUCCUAUGUGAGGACAUCAGAAUACAACACCAAGGGCUAUAUAAAUAAACCAGUAACCAAUAUCAGGGAGGAGGAAGAAUGUGAUUGACAGUAAUAUGAAUAACUUUGCCUUAAUGUUUUAUUGUUUUACUUUUAUUUAAUCAUUUUUAUUAAAUUUGCUCUUAUGGUCUGUUGUUCAACUUUUAGUAGUAAAAUUGCUUCAACACACUCUUUAAGCGUGUGUGCAUGCUUGUUUGUGAAGUAAAUCAUUGUUAUGUUUAUAAAGAGAUAAAUGUUAACCUAUGAAUCCAUUAGGCAACAAGUCAAUUUGUGUCUUCUGAGAAUGCAUAUCAUACCAGCCCAUAAUGAUGAUGUCAUGAUAAUCCAAUGAUAACCCACAUGAAACAAAUCAAAAUUUUACCCAAUGAGCCUGUGGUAUUUUUAUUUUGUGGACAUUCUGUUUAUUUCUAAUAAACCUUUCUAAUUAAAAAAUUCUGCCAAAUUAUUGUGUUAUGAAUGUUGUGUUAGCAAUGUAUUGAAUCUUACCUUGUUUGAGGCAUGUUUGUAUAAAGUUUAGGACACAAA
Cyprinus carpio (common carp) is the source of this 2242-nucleotide messenger RNA. Its product is annotated as CD81 antigen-like. Gene Ontology annotation, cellular component: membrane. NCBI's taxonomy places the organism in Eukaryota, Metazoa, Chordata, Actinopteri, Cypriniformes, Cyprinidae. The record is from RefSeq and is a predicted model, not a curated record.